This is a messenger RNA of Cuscuta epithymum, 3609 nucleotides long. The record is from the annotation of a GenBank genome assembly. Lineage: Eukaryota; Viridiplantae; Streptophyta; Magnoliopsida; Solanales; Convolvulaceae.
CACACCUUUCUCUUCCAUUGCUUCCUUCUUCACACAAUCCAAUCCUCUCUAUUUCAGCAUAAAAGAUUUAACCCUUUGCAGGAAGUUAAGAGGUAUCUUGAGACUGAGAGCCGCUAAAAGUGGGGAAAAGAUCAGUUUUUGUUUUCUCAGAUUUUGUUUAAUAAAUAAAGUGGGGUAGAGCUGGAAAAAGAGGACAAGAAGAAGAAAUGGGUGUUCAGCUGCCAGAUGUUGCAGUUGAAAUGAGGAAAGUUCUAAUCUUUUCCAUCAAAACAUGUUAUAAAAUUGUUUCCAGCCAUCCAUUCCUAGUGGGGUUGUUUUGUUUUUUGGCGUUACUGUACAGAUCAUUCCCUUUGGUGUUUUCUGUGUUGGUGUCUGUAUCUCCUGUUCUUAUCUGCACUGCCGUUCUCCUUGGAACUUUAUUGAAUUUUGGCAAUCCAAACAUACCUGAGGUUGAAAAGGAAGAAGGAGGCAAAACAGUUCAUGAUCAUAUAGUAUCUCUAAAAACUGGGGUUUUGUCAAAUUCCACUGUUCUUGAGAAGGAUGAGAGCUAUUAUUCUGUUGAACAGUUCAAGGAGAAUAAGAAUAUAUUAGAUCAGUUACUUGAUGAUCCAUUUUGUGGUAAGGUUGAAAACCAAACCCGGGGUAUUGAGUUGUAUGAUGGGAAAAUUUCAGAGCAUAAGUACACUCCAAUUCCUAAUAUGGAUGAUGAGAGUCUUGAUUCUGAUUAUGAGAAACCCUCAUAUUCCUGUGAUAAUAAUAUGGAUGAACACAAUCUUGAUUUUGAUAAAAAAUCUGCGGACUCAAAUGACUCUAAGAUGGUGAACAUUGGUUCCCCUCUUAUAGAUAGGGAGGAUUUUGAACACCAUCGAUUCUCUCAGGUUCCUAAUAUAGAUGACGAUAGGAAUCUUAAAUUUGAUGAAAAAGACCCUAAAAUGGCGAUGGUUGAUUCAAAACAAGAGGAGCAAGAAGAGGAUGCUGAUUAUGAUGACGAGACUUCAGAUUCCGGUUCGGAUGGAGCAGAGAGUUCUUCCCCAGAUGCUUCAAUGGCUGACAUCAUCCCGAUCCUUGAUGAACUCCAUCCUCUUCUGGAUGAAGACGAGAACAACCCGCAACCCGUUAAUGAUUUAGAUUCAGAAUCAGACGACGGGUAUGAAAACCAGGAAGUAGAAGAGAAAAUCCGCAAAGAACAAGCAGAAACCAAAUCUAGAAUGAUUAUAUGGACGGAGGAGGAUGAGAAGAAUCUGAUGGAUCUUGGAAGCUCAGAGAUUGAGAGGAAUCAACGGCUGGAAAGCCUCAUUGCCCGUAGAAGAGCUAGGAUGAACAGAAGGAGUACAAUGGUUGAGAAGAAUUUGAUUGAUUUCGAAAGUGUUUGUGAUCUUAUCCCAUUCAACAUUUCCCCCAUUUCAAUUCCCAAAAAAAAUCCGUUUGAUCUUGCUGCUGAUGAUAUAGGACUACCACCCAUUCCAGGGUCUGCCCCAUCCGUUUUGCUUUCCAGGACCAACCCGUUUGAUAUCCCUUAUGACUCGAGUGAAGAAAAGCCUGAUCUAAUGGAAGACAGUUUCCAACAAGAGUUCAAGACUGCCAAAGAUCCAUUCUUUAGUGUACGCCCAUCAUUAUUCGUUCCAAUUAUACAAGAUACGCACUCGGAAGGAGCAAGCUAUCCACGGUUUCAAAGACAACCAAGUGAGCUUAGUGAGUCAAAAGUUAGUUCUAUUCCUGAAACUGAGUCAAACGAUUCAGCUAUUGAUUCAGAAGUCCAGAAUUUGGCUGAUGAGACCGAUGGUAUGUCAUGGAAAAGUGAAGAGAAUGGUCUGGAAGUGGGACCAAGUCCGGCCCAUGAAGGAUGUGCUUCUGAAACUUUGGAUCUCAUUGCAACUGAAAUUCAUUCACAGCCAGAAACUUCAUUAGGAGGGGCAGAUGUGGAUGAGAAUCAUCAAUACAGGGAGCCUAUAUAUGAUCUAAGUCCAACUCGAGCAGAAAAAAUAUCUUCAUCAUCCAUUGCUUCAGAUGAUCAAGUGAAGGAAAUUAAGGAAAUGGAAAAGCCUACUCCAAUCAGUGAAGAAAUCUUAGCUAAUACAUGCUCCCAGCCAAACUCUCCCGGAUAUAAAUGUGCUGCUGCAGCAAUGUCAUUUCUUCAGUCUGAUGAUGAAUUGAGAUUGUUGGAUUCCAAAGACCAGACUGAAGUGCAGGAGACACCGCUUAUUUUGAUGGAAUCACCUAAGAAGGCAAGUGAUUCAAAUGUGUUAGAAACGAGAGAUGAUGACAGCGAGGCUCAUUCUCCACCAUCUCCUGCGUUUAAUCAAAUGCUCCACACGGCUGAUGAUGGUCAAACAGACACAAAAGAGAGAUCUUUUAAUGAACUUGAAAAUGAUGACCACAUUGAUGUCUUAUCACCCCAUAAGUUUUUCAUGGAAGCAAUUGAUUUCCAUGAAAACAUGCAACACGUAGAUGACGAAACAGAUGGCAUCAAGGAAAUCGAUGAGGGGAUAUUAUCCGAAUUAGAUGCUGUUGGUGAUUUCAGCUUCAAUGAACCGGUUGCUACAAGCUUCUCCAAUGAGUUUGAAAGUCUAUCCAUUCUACACAAUAUCUGCUCUGUCAGCCCGAGUUUUCUUGAAGAAAAAGAAAUACACGAAGAAAAAGAAGACUCCAAUUUUGUUCAUGAAAAGACAUUUCCAGUUCUCGGACCUUCUCCAUCGAACCAAAAUUCAAGUACAGAAGACAUCAACCUGGGAGUGACUCUAGUUGAAGAAGCAAGCUCACUGAAAGAUCUAGAAUCCAGUUAUGAAAACAAAGGGGCUCUUGAGCUACCUGAGUUGCCUCAAGAAAAUGAAAAAUAUGAUCUUCUUGAUAAUCAUUUUCAUAUCGAUUCACCAUUUAAGCAGAUAGAUCACGAAGAACGUGAAAGACACGACCUUCUUGAUCAGUCCACUCAUUCUGAUAUUAAUAACAAGAAGGCGCCUGUCGAUUCUGGGAGCCCGAGGAAUGUGAUACUGCAUGAACAUUUAACAUUAAUACAUAAUGAAAUCCCAUGUUCUCAAGAUAGAUUGGCUAGUAAAGUUGAACUGGAUACUGAAGGGAACUUAUCUGAAGAAAUAUCAUGCAAUGUACCCGAAAAGCUGGAUUGUGAAGUUAACUCAAAAGAUUCAAACUUCAUUACAUCUGUUGAAAAGGUUGAUCAAGAAGCUCCUAAACAUGACGAUUCAAGUUAAGGAGAUGCAGACUCCUAAAAACUGGGUACAAGAUCAGGUGAUUCUGAUAAGGAAUGAGAAAGUGUGAACCAAUCUUUCUGGGAAAAGGAAGAAUGAUGAAUUGGGUUUUGAUUUUUUUUCUUCUAUUACAUGCUAGCAAGUCGCUAGUUACAUAAUUAUUUGUUCCUUUUUCUUUAAUUUUUUAUUCUUUUUUGUUUUGGUGUGCCUUGUCUGAGGGCUCUUGGGAUAGUUUGGACUAUUCCAUUUGGUUUUCUGUUUUGGUUUCAUUUGUAUGUCGAUUUUUGAGAGAAAAGCAGUAAUGAGUGGCUAUUGCAAACUGUUAAAUUGUAUGCUGUUCAUAUAUACACUAAUACACUGUUAAUUUUAAUGUAAAGUGAGUGGCUAUAGCAUUAUAAAUCUC